UGUGUACCGAAGCGUACAUGAUAUAAAUCCAUUACAGCAUGUACUGAACCGUAUACAGAUAAAUCGAGUAUACAUUAGCCAAAUAAUAUUGAUUUUGUAUGGUGGCAGAUUAAGGACAUUUCGUUGUGGCGUCCUGACGCACAUAACGAAUAUUUGAAUAGUGUGUGUUGUUUUGGCACGCGCGUCAAUGCGACAAAAUGAAAUUAACAAUGCAACAAAAAACAUGGAAUGCGAAAGAACGAAACAUUUUAUCUCGCGAGGGCGUGGACAUUUGUUUUGCGCAUCUUGACGAAAUAAAAAGUUGUUUCGUUUUGUCGCCUUGUACAGCACAUUUUGUUGUCUCGCCCUGAUGCAUGCGCCAACGCGAGGCAAAGAAACAUUUUAUUUCAUCUUUGCACAUGUCGCUUUCGUUGUUGCGCGUUUGUAUGUGCGCCAGUACGUGCGCACCUCAACGCAACAUAAAUGACCAAAACCAGCCACCAUAGAUUAUGUUUGACCUUCCUAAAAGCAACGUAGCGUAAAAUCGACACGGCAAACCUAACUUACACGAUAUAUUCUGUGUUUAGAAUAGUGGUGAUUUUUAUUUUAUUUGUUUAUUACUUUUUAGAAGUAAUUAAAAAAUCAUUCAAUAAACCAAUCAACAACACCGUUAAACAUCGGCCAUCUCCGCCUGUAAUGUCUAUUUAUAUAAAUGCUGUUAUAUGUUUGCAAUAUUUAUAUUCUACAUACUGUUACCUUUUAUGGACCGUUUAAUUAAAUGUGACAAAUUCGGAAGUCAAACAAAACUUACGUAUGUUGUAUCAUGAAAGACAUGCAAUCUUUGACCUUUAGUUGGCAUGCCAAGAACUGUUUCUGUUGAUACAUAAAAAAUCUUAAUACUGCACAGCCAGAUCGAGAGAACAUGCAAGAAGACGAGAAAGCAGCUAUUGUUAUUGACAACGGUUCCGGAAUGUGUAAGGCUGGCUUUGCCGGCGACGACGCCCCGCGUUGUGUCUUUCCUUCUUUGAUAGGGUACCCUAAAUACGAGAUAGAAAUGCACGGCGCAGAAUGCCGAGAUUCGUUUGUUGGAGAUGAAGCUCAAAGAAAGCGGGGUAUUCUCUCCCUUAAUUAUCCUAUACAGCAUGGAAUUAUCACAAACUGGGACGAUAUGGAGAAAAUAUGGUACCAUACAUUCUACAACGAACUUCGUGUAGCGCCAGAGGAGCAACCCGUACUGCUGUCAGAAUCUCCAUUUAAUCCAAAAGCUAACAAAGAAAACAUGGCACAGAUAAUGUUCGAAAAGUUCUACGUCCCGGCUUUCUACGUUAGUAUCCAGGCCGUCCUGUCGCUAUUUGCUUCCGGGAGACACGCUGGAGUGGUCAUAGACUCUGGUGAUGGCGUCACACAUAUUGUCCCAGUCGAAGGAAUUUAUCCUAUUCCAUACGCCAUUAUGCGGAUAGAUGUUGCCGGGCGGGACCUGACUCGCUAUCUAAGCAGACUGUUGCAGGAGAGAGGCCAUAGCUUCAGCACAUCCGCCGAGAUGGAAAUAGUUCGGGACAUUAAAGAAAAAUUGGGUUAUGUAGCUCUCGACUUCCGGAAGGAAAUGCAGACGACGCAAUGUACUUCCGCCAAUGACAGGACUUACGAACUCCCAGAUGGUCAGAAAGUUAUUGUCGGAAAUGAAAGGUUCCGUUGUGCAGAGGCAUUGUUUGAUCGAACUCUUUUAGGGCAAGAAAAGCAGAAUGGUUUCAGUGACCUGAUAUACGAAUCCAUCAUGAAGUGUGAUAUAGACCUUAGGAGACAUUAUUUCUGCAAUAUCAUCAUGUCAGGAGGCUCAACCAUGUUCCCAGGAAUGGCAGAAAGAGUAGAGAAAGAUCUCAGAAGCUUCACACAACCAACAAAUAUUGUCAAGGUCGUUGCGCCGCCUGAAAGGAAGUACUCUGUGUGGAUUGGAGGCUCGAUCGUAGCAUCUUUAUCAACUUUUCAAAGUAUGUGGGUAAGCAAAGAGGAAUAUGAAGAAAGUGGACCGGCAAUUGUACAUCGGAAGUGCGUGUAUUAACUUGUUGGCCCAAUUCAAUACCACAAAAUAGCAAAAGUACAUGGACAUUGAAACGACCUACCUGUCAAGAGCAAUGAAAAGAUAUGAUGUUAUGAUAGAAGCUUGUAACUGACCUAACAAAUGUCCGAGUCAGGACUAGUUUGUUUGGUAAGAUGAUACACGUAUCUGUAUCCAGUACAGUUAUAAAGCUUAUUGGUAGUACAAAUGCAUAUGCAUGUAUAGUGGAAGACUAGAAAACCUAUUUGGUCCAUUCUGUUGAUGUUCGCCAUGCUGGCAUUGCACUUAACAGCGUCUAAUUAACCUGAUCACCUAAGGCAGACAUCGGUUCGAGAUGAGACAGACAAAUAUUUCGUGGUGGGACUUCGGUUCAUUUUCAGAAAAAU
Messenger RNA from Mercenaria mercenaria, 2421 nucleotides. Its product is annotated as actin, non-muscle 6.2-like. The record is from RefSeq and is a predicted model, not a curated record. The transcript has 8 exons. NCBI's taxonomy places the organism in Eukaryota, Metazoa, Mollusca, Bivalvia, Venerida, Veneridae. The coding region runs from base 902 to 2038 and encodes 378 amino acids.